Molecule: messenger RNA, 1348 nt
Organism: Anopheles cruzii
Lineage: Eukaryota; Metazoa; Arthropoda; Insecta; Diptera; Culicidae
Product: AN1-type zinc finger protein 2A
Exons: 2
Coding region: 320-1069 (249 amino acids)
Biological process (GO): protein targeting to ER; proteasome-mediated ubiquitin-dependent protein catabolic process
Cellular component (GO): endoplasmic reticulum; cytoplasm
Molecular function (GO): zinc ion binding
Source: RefSeq, a predicted model, not a curated record
GCGACUAGCUAAACUCCAUUGCAUCAGAAAGCGCCAAAAUCGUCGUAAGAAUUCAGCGGAAGGGAGAACGUUGUCGCGCAAAUUGAUUCGUCAUUCCAUAUCUCGAAUGUACGCGAAACGUCCACAAAUAAGGAACUUUGGUGCUCGUCCGUAUAAAAACAUUCACCACCAGCUGUCGGAACUGGUUAUUCGAUCCGGGACCUUGUGCGAGGCAAGGCUUUGAAAGUAGAAGUGACUCAUCGUGGACAAAGAAGACCGAGCGUUUGGUCUACAGGAGUGAUAAGCGGAACCCGGAAAUUCGAAGAUACAAGGUUGAGCGAUGGAGCUUCCGCACUUGGGCAAACACUGCUCGGAGCAGUACUGCCACAAGCUGGACUUUCUGCCGAUGAAGUGUGAUGCCUGUGACGCGAUAUUCUGUUCCGAUCACUUCAGCUACAAAGAUCAUGCUUGUCCGUCCGCCUACAAGAAGGACGUCCAGGUGCCGAUCUGUCCGUUGUGCGGGGAACCGGUGCCUACCCCGCGGGACGUGUCGCCCGACGUUACGGUUGGAGCUCACAUCGAUCAGCAGUGCCGCUCGGAACGGAAGAAAAUCUACACCAAUCGCUGCUCGUACGCGACGUGCAAGAAAAAGGAAUUGAUUCCGGUCAACUGUACCGUGUGUCGGCUGAACUACUGCCUAAAACAUCGUCACACAACCGACCAUGAUUGCCAGGGGCCCGCCGCCGGGCAACGGAAUCUUGUAGCGACGGCGGCCAUUCAGCGACAAACGACUAAAGCUCCCACUGCGGGAAAACCCGUUGUGACAAGUCGACAGACAGGUCCCGGAGCGGGUUUCGCAGAGGUUACCAGUACGACCAGCACCAAUCAUUUAGCCAUUGUUCAGGGUAGCAUGUCCGAAGAUGAGGCCCUGGCACGUGCAAUAGCUUUAUCGAUGCAGCAAGAAGAAGACGAAGCCCAACAAAGGCGGACACGUGAAGAAAGAAACCCUGUCAGUGCACCGAGACGGAUCGCUGUCGGCAACGGAAGCUCGUCCUCGGGCGCUGCCAAAGAUCGUUGCAAUCUCUCGUGAGGGACUCCGAGCACUCGAUUUCCAGUCGGGAUCAUUCCAUUAUUGCUACGACAAUCGGAUGAGCAACGGAGGUUGAAAAAUGGUCGUCGGACGCCCGAGCCGAACUCUAUCUUGUCGGAAAAUAUGCUUUGUUUUUUAGCGACCGUUUUUGGCACAUCAAGAAGAGCACCACUGCUUUAGUACGCUACGAUAUAAGAGCACACUGGCUGCGCCACCAAAUGAUUGUUAGGUUCUCUGGGCCCGCGGAAACGAAAACUGGAAUACAUCACCCAUAUUUAU